AUCAUCAGUCGCGCUAUCGGAGAACGAAGACGCUUUCGCGGCGCUCACUGACGUUUGUGCGUUCGUGCCGGGCAAAUCGCUGUCCGCAGCCAGCCGCGUACGCGAACACCGCGUGCAUGUUUGUGUUUACUGCGUACGGACGUUCUUUGCGUGAAGUGAAAGCAAGCAGUGUGUGUUUGUGGAAAAUAUGUACGAUUAAAAAAAAAAGUGUGUUAAAUUUGUUCCGCAGAAAACCCAGCUGUUUGUGUCAUUCUUCAGGCGAGAGUGUGAAAAAAGGCAUAUUUUUGGUAGCAAACUUUGUCCUUUCCAUCUGCGUACGAAUUGUGCUCGGUGCGUGCGUGCUCGUGCUGUAAAAGAAUGCCAAACCGUGCGUGCGUUACAGGUGUUGGCCGGUGUGUUACAGGUGGUGAUUGAUGAAGUUUGCUGUGAGCGGUGAUCAAAGCAGAAUCAUAUUUGCAAAAGUAAACAGUACCCACGACGAUGAUGCUGGUGUCAGCUAGCGCAGGAUGGAAGAUAACUUAGUUGAGUUCUAAAAAUCCAUCAAACACCAUGCGGAAGCGUGACGGUCGCGCUCCAUCCCAGCGUAUCGUUCGACGACGCAAGCGGCACGAAGCUUCAUAAAGCACGAACAACGUCUUGUACAAGUUUGUGGGGUGGGGUGUAAAAUGUAGAAGGAAAGCCUAGAAGCCUUUCACUCCGCCACCUUUCCAUUGAGGCUUACGGGAUUGAAAACUUCUAUAGCACGCGAUUGCCUGGUUGAUGGUGCUGAAAUCGACGGCAGGCCGAGGUCGCGUGCGGAUGCAUACCUAAAGGACGAUAAAUGGUACUGUCAUCAAGGUGGUGUGAAAUUAGCGACAAAUUAGGUGUCCAUAAAUUGCCCGGAAGCUGCUGCGAGAGCGGAAGGAUUUCAGUCUGACAGUGAUACAGCAAAGUGGUGUGAAUUUAACAAGUGCUUAACAGUUGGGAAGUGAAGCGCCGCUCAGGAAGGAAGUGAUUUUUCCUCAAAGUGGUGCGCGUAAAUUAUCGUUCGUGGUGUGAGCCCGUAAAAAAGUGGGCAAAUUUUCGAGAUUUUGUGCAAAACCGUUCUACAAAUGAAGCGUGUGAGUGUGUGCUUGUGUAAUUUAUUAAUGUGUAAAUGCGUGCUUAUGGUUACACAACACUAAAUCGCUAAACGUUUGUACAAUAAUUAAAUCUGUUCUGCGUGGCGGAAAGGUUGCAGCCGCUGCCGUGUGCUGAGAAGACUGCUAACGCUUCCGUACAAUAGACACAACGCGCAACCGCAACCGCUGUGGCAUUCGUUCCUUCGGAGAUGAUACCCGGCAGUACGGACGUGCGCGCUGAACCAUGCUGCCAAUUCUUACCUGGGCCUACCUGCGUCAUAUUGCCGUCCAGUACCAUGCGGAAGCACAGGAUCCGUACGGCAGCGUGCAGCUUGUAUCAGCGAACCCGCCCCUCGGCACGGAACACGCCGGCCACGCCGGGUACGAUUGCGCUCCCCUGCCACUGUUUGCGCUUCCGCGCGACAUCGACUCGAGCGACACGGGCAGCAGCGACCUAGAGCGUACGAUAGAGCUGACCUUCAGCCCGGCCGGUUGUCGACUGCCGCCCCGGUGGGCCAUCCGCAACGACACGUUCCGACCGUUCCAGCAGUCGGCCAAGCUUGCCGGUGGCGGUGGGUUGAACAUGCGUUUCCGCGACCAGACGGACACGUACACGGGCAGCACGGGCAGCAGUACGCAGAUUGCAGCCUUCCCGCUGAUCCACAGCUCAGCGGCCAUCGGAGAGUCGGCGGAUGCAGCGCACGGCAGUAGUGUAGCGGGUGGACUUGGCUCGGUUGGCUCAUUCGUUGCCGUCAACGAUGUCAUUGGCAUGAACAUUACGCCGGCAUUAUCACAGGUUCUUUUAGCGCCUCCCGCCACCAGUGCCGGCUCCGGUGCGUCCAUCAUUGCCGCGGUGAACGGUGCCGCGGCCGAUGACAACGGAACGCGCGGCGAGGAAAUAAAUUCCUUUUACUUUUAUGAGACUGAACAGUUCGCGUUCCUGUGGGUGCUGUUUACCGUGAUCGUGCUGGGCAAUUCGGCCGUCCUGGUGACGCUGAUGCUGAACAGAACGCGCAAAUCGCGAAUGAAUUUCUUCAUUAAGCAGCUCGCAAUUGCUGAUCUCUGCGUAGGACUGCUGAACGUGCUGACGGACAUCAUCUGGCGCAUCACGGUGGUGUGGCGGGCGGGCAAUGCCGCCUGUAAAGCGAUCCGCUUCGUCCAGGUCUGCGUUACGUACGCGUCCACGUACGUGCUGGUCGCGCUCAGCAUCGACCGGUACGAUGCCAUAACGCAUCCGAUGAACUUUUCCGGCUGCUGGAGUCGUGCACGGAAGCUGGUGGCCGCGGCGUGGAGUUUCAGCAUACUUUUCUCCCUGCCGAUAACGUACUUCUACGAGGAGCGGCUAAUACAGGGCAAAAUGCAGUGCUGGAUCGAUCUGGUCGAGGCGUGGCGAUGGCAGCUCUACAUGUGCUGGGUGUCGGGUUCGCUGUUUGUCGUACCGGCGCUGAUCAUUUCCGCCUGCUACGCCGUCAUCGUGCGCACGAUCUGGGCGAAGGGUACCAUCCUCGGUCCAAUCGGUGAGGUUUUUCUGCUCUUACUUUUCUACUUUGCAUUGUAUGCUGUAUUAAGCACUAACCUAACUUUUACAACAUUUUCGAUUGCAGACCGCACACACAACGGUAUGGCCGAUCUGGCGACGAGGCGGGCCAGCUCGCGCGGCAUCAUACCCCGCGCCAAGGUGAAGACGGUCAAGAUGACGAUCGUGAUCGUGAUCGUGUUCGUGCUCUGCUGGUCGCCGUACAUCAUCUUCGAUCUGCUGCAGGUGUUUGGGCAGAUACCGGCAACGCAAACGAACGUCGCGAUCGCCACCUUCAUCCAAAGUCUGGCCCCGCUCAACUCGGCCGCCAACCCGCUCAUCUACUGUCUCUUCUCCACGCAGGUGUGCCGUAUGAUCAAGCGGCUGCCACCGUUCCGCUGGCUGUGGUCGACCAAGUGGUGCUGCAAACCGCACGAUUCCGGCACGCUCCCGCUCGGCAAUGGGACGACGGUGAACGGGACGGCACACGGCCGGUUCCACAACCACAACAGCAGUGACUCGAUGCGAACGCUCACCACAUCGCUGACCGUCUCCCGCCGGUCCUGUCUGCGGCCGGCCCGGGUCGUCAUCGUGGAGCGCCCGAAAACCGAACUCGCCAUGUCGGAGGUGUAGAGGGAAGGGUGCGCAAAAAGUACUUACUGCAAACGAGCUGAUACCAACAACCUACAGCUACAGGAAGUGCAGGAACGCAUCCUGUGCAAAAGGAACGGGGGUAGAUGUUGGGGAAGGGAUGGCGAAUAGAAAUAAAACAUGAAGAAUGGAUGUAAGAGAACUCGCGGAGAACAAAAGAACACGCACCGAGUAGUUGCUGUAAUGUUGCAAAACUAAAACAAAAGCACUAAUCUCCUCCGUCAAGAAUCAUUUCCGUUUCAACUUCCUUUUCGGUUAACCGUUCGCAUUGGAAUAAGCGUGUUGUGCCGUUAACAACCUCAAUCUCUCAGUUCAUUUACUUCCUCCCUCCCCCCCAGCAAAGCGCGUGUGAUGAAUACGCUUCUUGGCAGUGCAGUGCACUCCGCUGAUCCCACCGAAGCGAAAAAGGCCGAAGAACGCAAUAGUGGCAAGAAAAAGGAAUCGAAACGUUUGUUUUAAUCUCAGCAGGGGGUUUAAAAAUGGGAGCAAGCAAUAGCAAAACUGACACACGAAUUGUAUAGCUUUAGGCGUUCGACGCAAUGAGCAUUGCAUACAUUUAGGCUGGGAAGAUCCAUCGAACCCAAAACAGUUCGUCUCGACUUCAUUAGUGACUUAUUUGCCGGGGAAAAAGAGCCCGUGCCGUUUGGACUGCUCAGUACGGCACAAUGAUGGCUGGUGGCACCAUGUGCUAAGUGGUUCCUUAAGUACGCGACCCAUCUCAUUCGCCGGCCGGCCAAGUCCGGAAAGCCGAGACAAAUGAAACGAUUAGACACAACAGUCAUGCUAGCUGCCCAAAAAGGACCUGCGAGGUUGUGCGGUUGUCACUUUGGGCAAGAUACCCAGCGCGAGCAAUCCGUCUCAACAUGAGCUAGGCUUUAUUUGGAAGACAAAACCAACGAAGGAAAAAACGAGGAAGAUUUAUGGUACGCCUAUUAUCGUAAAAGUACGUCCGUGUGCGUGCGUGUGUGUGUGUCUGAGUGUGUGUGUGUGUUUGUUUUUGUGGGUGAAUGAAUGUUAUGUAAAUGUUGUCUCCAAACCCUUCCAUCCAAAAUCCACCUUCCCUUACGGAUCCUUCCGUUCAGUGUGUGUGUUUCCAGCGAUUAGAGGAGCGGAAGGCGAAGGAAGCGAACCAAACAAGCAAGCAGGAUGCGAUAUGAAAUCUCUUGCCAAGAAAGAUAAAGUAAAGACGAUAGCAGACGAAGGCCCAGGCAUGAAUAAAACGAUGGCAAAAGGUCGCGUGGGCGUACUGGGCGUUUUGUUGGCUCGUCGUCAUUCGGGAAAAGUGAAAUUGUAGGCUGGAAAAAUAGCACAACGCCCCGUCAAAACAAAGCAGCAGCCAGCGAAAGGCGAGACUGUGGAACGGUGCGCAUGGUUUAGGGUUGCGUUGCAUGCACAAAGAGGUUUCAACUAUCGUUCCACAAAAGAAAGCUACACAAAAAUCAUCCAAAGCCACAUACAGAAGAACCACAGCACAGCAAGUACUCCAUUUUCCAAAAACCAGGUCGUCCACCCAGAAAUGCCGUUUUGUAGAGUUGAACAAAACAAAGCUAUGUAUAUUGAGGCAAGUAAAAAUGUAAAACCAAAACCACGAUUUGCAAAUAUUUACGAGAAAUGGCCCCACAAGUCCCCGGAGCCCGGAGAAAAGCCCAGCCCCAUGCAUGUAUGGAUCGUUUUUCAUGCCCCCGCGUGGAAGCUGGCAGCUUUGGCAGAUCAUAUGCUCUUCGGGGCACUUCGGGGUUUUUGAGGCAGGAGGGAAAUGUAGAUGUGUCGACCGUAGGUUUGGGUUUUUGGGAGGCUGACGAUGGCAGCCGAUUCUGUGUGAGCAUGGAACUCUCGGCUCCCCCCGGUGAAUCGCGGAUAUCAAUCAGAGGGCGGUGGAGCAAACGAGUUCAUCGAACUACGGUUGGGGUAGCAUCGGAAACAAAACCCCCCCUAAAAAAGGAUAGGCUCAAAUUUCGUAUCCUCGAGAGGGAAGCCGGGCAAUACUGGGUGGGAAUGAUGAGUAUUUGCAUUAAGAUAAUGCGAAGAAGGGUAAUCCCAAGAAUGAUGUUUGCGAUGCGUUGAAAGAAAGUAUAAAUAGAUGAGCGAGAUUUAGGACGCGUGGGAAGGAAAGAACAAUCCCUGCCCGUAUCGGAUGUUGCUGCUUCGCGCAGAAGGAGUAACCCUGUCAAACCCCCGGAUUAGCAUGUAAGCCAGUGAUGUAGUGGUAACUAUUAUUUCCUUUAAUAAAUGUACCGAGAAGCUUGGCCGUUUA
Molecule: messenger RNA, 5521 nt
Organism: Anopheles gambiae (African malaria mosquito)
Lineage: Eukaryota; Metazoa; Arthropoda; Insecta; Diptera; Culicidae
Product: cardioacceleratory peptide receptor
Exons: 8
Coding region: 1345-3249 (634 amino acids)
Biological process (GO): G protein-coupled receptor signaling pathway
Cellular component (GO): membrane
Molecular function (GO): vasopressin receptor activity
Source: RefSeq, a predicted model, not a curated record